AUGUCAGCAGAAGGUCAAAGGGUAUUGGUGAUUGAAGACGCUUCACCAGGAAUUAUCCUGAACACGAUCAAAUACAUUUUACAAGGAUCUAUGCUUUCCCCUGGAAGCAAGCUUAUGCUCUUGGCAGUUCUCCACGAAGAUCAAGAUGGGUUCAGGAUCAUGGCUUGGAGCAAGCCAGAAAAUUGUCAGGGAAGAAGUUGCACAGAAGCGAGAGAGUACAUCAAGGAUAUUAAGCUGGAUAUAGAUGUCCAAGGAGGAGAUUCUCCAAAAGAAGUCCGAAAAGCUGCUAUAACUUUUAGGGCAACAUGGAUAAUACUCGACAGACGUCCAAAGAUGGGAUGGAAGAGAGACUUCGCUUUUGAGGAGCUUAAGGCUGCUACCAAGGGUUUUUCUCAGAAAUUGGCUUUGCACUUCGGAGUAGCCUACAGGGAAGAGCUUAAUGGACUGAAAAUUACCGUUAAGCAGCACAAAAACGCACGCUACCAUGGUAGUGAAAAGGGAUUCCAAUCUGAAGUUCAUAUGCUCAGUGAAGUGAGACAUGAAAAUCUGGCCAUGCUGUUAGGUUCAUGUUCAGAAGGAAAUUGCAGGCUGCUUGUGUAUGAAUAUGUCUGCAAUGGUUCGCUGGACAAUCAUCUGUCUAGAAAUCCCAGUAGACUUCUCAGGUGGGAUCAAAAGAUGAAAAUCACCUUAGGAGCUGCUAAAGGCUUAAAAUAUCUGCAUGAAAACAACAUCAUCCACCAAAAUUUGAGGCCUGACAACAUCCUCUUAACUCAUGAAUGGAUUGGGACUAUGCCAUACUUGGCUCCAGAAUAUGCAGAUUCCAGUGAAGUGUCUCCAAAGAGUGACUGUUAUUCUUUUGGGGUCAUACUUCUACAUCUGAUCACAGGACUAAGGAGCACAGACCCAUUGUUUGGAGAGCGAAGUAUCGUAAAAUGGGUAACUGCCUCAAUGCUUCUUAUACAGCCUCUGCCUGCAAAACCGUUGCUAAGAGGAAAAAAGUACCCAGAAUUGCUUGAGCACGGCAUGGCUGACUCAUAUGAUGACGACCAACUCCGUAGGCUGAUUCGUGUGGCAGAUAAGUGCCUAAUCAAAAAUCUUUGCAAGAGAGAGUCCAUGGACCAGGUCAGUGUGGCUAAGUUUUCUCAUCUUCUGUAUAAUCGCUGCUUGGAAAUUGGUUUGCUCCACAUUGAGUAUGAUAAAGAGUUGUCCCGCAGGCACUCUUCAACAUUUCCCAUUUUCGCUGUUUUCAAGUUCCCAUACAAAGAGACUAGUAAUAUGCACCGUCGUGUUUACUGA
Messenger RNA from Eucalyptus grandis, 1296 nucleotides. Its product is annotated as proline-rich receptor-like protein kinase PERK3. NCBI's taxonomy places the organism in Eukaryota, Viridiplantae, Streptophyta, Magnoliopsida, Myrtales, Myrtaceae. Gene Ontology annotation, molecular function: ATP binding; protein kinase activity. Gene Ontology annotation, cellular component: plasma membrane. The record is from RefSeq and is a predicted model, not a curated record. The transcript has 7 exons. Gene Ontology annotation, biological process: protein phosphorylation. The coding region runs from base 1 to 1296 and encodes 431 amino acids.